Molecule: messenger RNA, 717 nt
Organism: Paramecium tetraurelia
Lineage: Eukaryota; Ciliophora; Oligohymenophorea; Peniculida; Parameciidae
Exons: 2
Source: RefSeq, a predicted model, not a curated record
AUGAGUGGCGUAUAAAUCAAAGGACCACAAAAUAUUUUGAGAAAACACAAAACAGAACCUGAUAAAUUGAGUAGAUUUCAUUCCAGUGAUAUGAGAGGACCAUUUAAGUACGAACCUCUAUAAAACAUCUCUCACCCUAUACAACCUGAUGAUGAUGUUUCCGUCAGAGAUCCAACUUUAAGGACAGUGGAUAAAUCAAAGCUUUCGCAAUCCCAAUAUUAAAUUAACUCUAUACGAUCGAAGACUCCAAUUAGCGAACCAGAUGAGAGUCCGUUUAUGUUGACAUUUCCAUAGAGGUAACUGGAAACCACACGAAAAAGAAGCAAAAGCAAACUAAUUAUGUACUUUAUAGAAAGGAUCAGAAAAAGAUUUAAAAUAGAUAGUAAGGCUAAAUAAUUUUAAUAUUUGUUCGAUUAAGAAACCAAUUCAAAAGAUUAUAAUUGUACACUUUAUGAAUUUAAAUAGAGGGACUUUGUUACCUUCGUCAUGGAUCUUACAAGCUUGGAACUUGACAUUUUAUUUAAUUUUGAAUUUGAUGAUUGUCCAUGUUCCUCUGUCAACAACUUUGAUCGUAAAGGAUUUGAAUUACGUUUUCUUGGUAUUUAAAUGUCUGGACGUUGGAGUUCAAUUGUGCAGUUCUUUCACAGAGAAUGGACAAUUCAUUACAAACUUCAAAUUGAUUUAAAUCCGAUAUAACAAAUAAUUGUUGUUGCAUGA